AUGCCCGCCCGCGCCCCGCCGCGCCGCCUGCGGCCGCCACCACCGCUGCCGCUGCUGCUGCUGCUGGCCCUGGGCGGCCGCCGCCUGCACGCCGAGCCCGGCGACGGGGCGCAGACCUGGGCCCGCUUCGCGCAGCCUCCUGCCCCCGAGGCCGCGGGCCUCCUCCACGACACCUUCCCCGACGGCUUCCUCUGGGCCGUGGGCAGCGCCGCCUACCAGACGGAGGGCGGCUGGCGGCAGCACGGCAAGGGCGCAUCCAUCUGGGACACGUUCACCCACCACCCCCCGGCGCCCCCGGGAGACUCUCCGGUAGCCGGCCUGCCGUCGGGCGCCCGGUCUCCGUCCCCGCCCGCUACCGGGGACGUGGCCAGCGACGGCUACAACAACGUCUUCCGGGACACGGAGGGGCUGCGCGAGCUCGGGGUCACCCACUAUCGCUUCUCCAUCUCGUGGGCGCGGGUGCUCCCCAAUGGCAGCGCGGGCGCCCCCAACCGCGAGGGGCUGCGCUACUACCGGCGCCUGCUGGAGCGGCUGCGGGAGCUGGGCGUGCAGCCCGUGGUCACCCUGUACCACUGGGACCUGCCCCAGCGCCUGCAGGACGCCUACGGCGGCUGGGCCAACCGCGCCCUGGCCGACCACUUCAGGGAUUACGCCGAGCUCUGCUUCCGCCACUUCGGCGGCCAGGUCAAGUACUGGAUCACCAUCGACAACCCCUACGUGGUGGCCUGGCACGGCUACGCCACCGGGCGCCUGGCCCCGGGCGUCCGGGGCAGCCCGCGGCUCGGGUACCUGGUGGCGCACAACCUCCUCCUGGCUCAUGCCAAAAUCUGGCAUCUCUACAAUACUUCUUUCCGUCCAGCUCAGGGAGGCCAAGUAUCCAUUGCCUUAAGCUCCCACUGGAUCAAUCCUCGAAGAAUGACCGACCAUAGCAUCAAAGAAUGUCAAAAAUCUCUUGAGUUUGUACUAGGCUGGUUUGCCAAACCCAUAUUCAUUGAUGGUGACUAUCCUGAGAGCAUGAAGAAUAAUCUUUCAUCUCUUCUGCCUGAUUUUACUGAAUCUGAGAAAAAGUUCAUCAAGGGAACAGCUGACUUUUUUGCUCUUUCUUUUGGACCAACCUUGAGUUUUCAACUAUUGGACCCUCACAUGAAGUUCCGCCAAUUGGAAUCUCCCAGCCUGAGGCAACUCCUUUCUUGGAUUGACCUUGAAUAUAACCACCCUCAAAUAUUUAUUGUGGAAAAUGGCUGGUUUGUCUCAGGGACCACCAAGAGAGAUGACGCCAAAUAUAUGUAUUACCUCAAAAAAUUCAUAAUGGAAACCUUAAAAGCCAUUAAGAUGGAUGGGGUGGACGUCAUUGGGUACACGGCGUGGUCCCUUAUGGAUGGCUUUGAGUGGCACAGAGGCUACAGCAUCAGACGUGGACUUUUCUAUGUUGACUUUCUAAGCCAGGAGAAGAAACUGUUGCCAAAAUCUUCAGCCUUGUUCUACCAAAAGCUGAUAGAGAAAAAUGGCUUCCCUCCUUUACCUGAAAAUCAACCCCUAGAAGGGACAUUUCCUUGUGACUUUGCUUGGGGAAUUGUUGACAACUACAUUCAAGUGGACACCACCCUGUCUCAGUUCACCGACCCGAACGUUUACCUGUGGGAUGUCCACCACAGUAAGAGGCUGAUUAAGGUGGACGGGGUGGUGACCAAGAAGAGGAAGUCCUAUUGCGUGGACUUUGCCGCCAUCCGGCCCCAGAUAGCCUUACUCCAGGAGAUGCACGUUUCGCAUUUUCACUUCUCGCUGGACUGGGCCCAGAUCCUGCCGCUGGGCAACCAGUCCCAGGUAAAUCACACGGUCCUGCGCUACUACCGCUGCGUAGUCAGCGAGCUGGUGCGCGCCAACAUCACCCCGGUGGUGGCGCUCUGGCGCCCCGCCGCCCCGCACCACGGCCUGCCGCCACCCCUGGCCAAGCACGGCGCCUGGGAGAACCCCCGCACCGCCCUGGCUUUUGCCGAGUACGCCCGGCUCUGCUUUCAGGAUCUCGGCCAAGACGUCAAGUUCUGGAUCACGAUGGGCGAACCGUACACGCGGAACAUGACCUACAGCGCCGGGCACAAUCUGCUGAAGGCCCACGCGUUGGCUUGGCGUGUGUACGAUGAGAAGUUCAGGGGCUCUCAGAAAGGCAAAAUAUCCAUAGCCCUGCAGGCCGAUUGGAUAGAACCCGCCUGCCCUUUCUCCCCAAAGGACAAAGAAGUGGCUGAGAGAGUUUUGGAAUUUGACAUUGGCUGGCUGGCGGAGCCCAUUUUCGGCUCUGGGGAUUACCCACGUGUGAUGAGGGACUGGCUCAACCAAAGAAACAAUUUCCUUCUACCGUAUUUCACGGAGGAAGAAAAAAAGCUAAUCCGGGGCUCUUUUGACUUUCUGGCUUUAAGCCAUUACACCACCAUCCUUGUCGACUGGGAAAAAGAAGAUCCAAUGAAAUACAAUGAUUACCUGGAAGUGCAGGAAAUGACCGACAUCACCUGGCUCAACUCUCCGGGACAGGUGGCCGUGGUGCCGUGGGGCUUGCGCAAAGUUCUCAACUGGCUGAAGUUGAAGUACGGAGACCUGCCCAUGUAUAUAAUAUCCAACGGCAUAGACGAUGAUCCGCUCGCAGCCCAAGACAGGUUGAGGGUAUAUUACAUGCAGAAUUAUGUCAAUGAAGCUCUGAAAGCUUACAUACUGGAUGGUAUCAAUGUUUGCGGAUACUUUGCUUAUUCGUUUAAUGAUCGCACAGCUCCGAAGUUUGGCCUCUAUCAUUAUGCUGCAAAUCAGUUUGAGCCCAAACCGUCCAUGAAACAUUACAGGAAAAUUAUUGACAACAAUGGCUUCCCCGGUCCCGAGACUCUGGGAAGAUUGUGUCCAGAGGAAUUCACCCUGUGUACCGAAUGCAGCUUUUUUCAUACCCGAAAGUCUUUACUGGCUUUCAUCGCUUUCCUACUUUUUGCUUUUAUUAUUUCUCUUUCUCUGAUUUUCUACUACUCUAAGAAAAGUAGAAGAAGUUAUAAAUAGUCCCGAACAUUUUCCUGUUCAUUUAUUUUGAAAUAAUUAUGUACACACAUCAGCUGUAAACCAUUUGCACUUCUGUGUUGUAAAACUAUAGAUUUCAUUUAUCCGACUUCUAGAAAAAAUUUUUGUGGCAUAUGACAGACAUUUGGAAAUGAGCGUAGAUGAUUGUAAAAUAUUGAAUAAUGUGAAUAGUGCCUGGAUUUGUUCUUUUUUGGAGGGUGAUCAGAGACUGUCAGGGGCCUUCAUUUCUGCAACACAUUCUGUAAUAAAUGUAUGGGAACCAUUCCAUAAUUUUUUUUGACAGAAAUUGAAUGGCCUUAUCAGUGCCCAUUCCUAAGUGUAGUGUUUAUUUUGAAUAAUUGCAAAUGUUGGAAUAAAAAGUUAAAUCCCAA
Odobenus rosmarus divergens (Pacific walrus) is the source of this 3422-nucleotide messenger RNA. RefSeq names its product klotho (gene KL). NCBI's taxonomy places the organism in Eukaryota, Metazoa, Chordata, Mammalia, Carnivora, Odobenidae. The record is from RefSeq and is a predicted model, not a curated record. Bases 1 to 3033 code for a protein of 1010 amino acids. Gene Ontology annotation, molecular function: hydrolase activity, hydrolyzing O-glycosyl compounds. Gene Ontology annotation, biological process: carbohydrate metabolic process. The transcript has 5 exons.